Zasmidium cellare ATCC 36951 is the source of this 2952-nucleotide messenger RNA. RefSeq lists its product as uncharacterized. The coding region runs from base 1 to 2952 and encodes 983 amino acids. NCBI's taxonomy places the organism in Eukaryota, Fungi, Ascomycota, Dothideomycetes, Mycosphaerellales, Mycosphaerellaceae. The transcript is spliced from 6 exons. The record is from RefSeq and is a predicted model, not a curated record.
AUGAAAGCUACACUCUUUGCAUCCGCCCUGGCGCUGGCGUCGACGGCCUUCGCUCUCCCUCAAGGCCCGCCGCCGCCACAGACUUACAAGGGCGGGAACUCUGGCGGAAACACGGAAGACUCUCCUGUCGGUCAGGGCGGGAAUGGCCCUCCCCCUUCGUACGGAGACCACUCUGGCAGUAUCGGUGGCUCUCCUCAGGGCAUCCAGCCCAACCAAGCUGGCUCAGGUGGUCAGCCUGGCGGUGGCAUUGGCUCGCCUUUCGGUCAGAACGGUGUUCAGCCUCAGGGCACUCAACCGCAAGGCAAUCAGGGCAACCUCCCCGGCAGUCUCCAACCUUUCCAGAACGGCAACAACAACCAGCAGCCUGGCAAUGCUAUCGGCUCGCCAGUCGGCGGCACGCAGCCCCAGGGCAAUCAGCCACAAGGUCUAGGCGGAGCCAACAACCAACCUCAAGUCGGCGGCGGUGGUCAACUGCCGCCAGGCGUCACACCAGACCAGCUUGGAAACCAGCCUGGUCGGGGCGGCGUUGGUGGCUCUCCCCAACCCCAGCAAUUCGGUCAAUACCAGCCAAACGGUCAGAGCGGCAAUGGUCAGCCUGGUCAGAACGCCCUCAGUCCUCAAGGUCAGCAGCCAGGUCAAGACAUCGGUGGUCUUGGACCUCAGAUCCAGCAACCAGGACAAUCGGGUGGCGUUGGCUCGCCUCAGGGGCUCAGCCCUCAAAGCAACCAGCAGCCUGGUGCGGUUAUUGGCUCGCCGCAGGGUCUGAGUCCACAAAAUAACCAACAGCCUGGCGCCGGCAUUGGCUCUCCUACUGGUCUCGGCCCGCAGAACGGCCAACAAGGCAAUUUGCCAGGUCAGCAGCCGGGCCAGACUGGUGGUCUUCCGUCUCAGCAGAAUGGUGUUGGAUCUCCUCAAGGACUCUCCCCUCAAAACGACCAGCUUGGCAACCAGCCUGGCAUUGGAGGUCCACAGCCAGGUCAGAUGGGCUCUCCCCAAGGCAUCUCCCCUCAAAACGGUCAACUUGGCUCUCAACCCGGCAUCAGCGGCCCUCAACCAGGCCAGCCUGGUAGCGGUAUUGGCUCUCCCAUCGGCGGCUCUGGCGGUCAACUCGGCCAGCCUCCUCUCGGUGCCCCAACAGGCGACAACAUCUGCGGUCCCUCCGCCGGCGGCAACUGCGUCUCCCAACAAGAAGCCGAGCUCUUCAUCCAACGCUUCAUCUCCAUCGUCACGCACCAGAGUUCGGAUCUGGGUGAUGCCCAGACGACCGCCGAGCAGAUCAUCGGCGAGGACUGGGUGGAGUAUUCGAACUCGAUCUUGAGUCUUCAGGGGCUGCCUCUCACAUCCGACGGCAUCGCCGCACACUCCAAGCAAGAAUGGACCCAAGGCAUCCUCAACGCGCCUCCCUUCGGCGGCGUCCAGACGCUCAAACUGCUCGUCUUCUGCGACCAGGUCCUGUGGUACUGGAACUUCAACGUCAUCGGCUCCGGCGAGUACCCCGUCAAGGGGUUCAAUCUGUUCACGCUCCGGAGGCAGGGCAAUGAGGUUGUCGCUUCGGAGGUGGAUAUUGAGUUUGAUAGUAUUGCUUGGGGACUUGAUACGGGGUUUAGUGUUACGUUGAGGGAUGGGAGGACGUUGCCUGAGGGGGGUGCUUCGCAGCAGGGUGCUAGCGCUGGUGGUCAGCUCCAAGGCCAAGGUCAGGGUGGUGUCGGAGGAGGCGUUGGUGGUUCUGCUGGUGGUGGUGGCUUUGGCGGUGCUCAGCUCGGCGUGGGAGGCCAGAAUGGUGUUAACGCUGGGAUGGGCGCCAAUGGUGUCUCGCUCGGCGUUGGCGGACAGAACGGCCUCAAUGCUGGCUUUGCCGGCGCUGGGGCCUCAGGACCGGGAGGGGGUGUUGGUGCUUCUCUUAGCCAGACUGGCGGAGGUGGUGCUGGCGCUGGCGGCAAUGUCGGUGGUGGCGCUAAUGCAAACUUGCAGAGCGACUCGAGCGCUGGCGGAGCUGGUGGUGCUAGAGCCUCGUUGUCUCAAGCUGGUAGCGGUCAGGGAGCUGGUGAUUGUAACUUUGGCACCCGCUUCAUAUGCAAAGACAUACCUACGAUCACUACACCUAUACACACUGUUCAUGUCUACAACACAAGUUCGCACCUCACACUCUACCCGAAAAGCUCACUUCCCAGCAACGCCCCUCUGAUAAGAAUUAUACAAAACCUCAUCAAUCACAAGAUCCACCCCAUCUCCAUCAACCCCCUCCGCUUCAAAAGCAUAGCUCGUGCAAACCCCAUUAUCACUCGGAGGAAACCCCUUGACGAAACUCUCAUUCGGGACAUGCGGACCCUCGGGCUGAUAACUGAAUGUGAAAGUCUCCGUCGUCUCGGUGGCAGGAUCAGGCUGGGAAAUCGUUGGCUGGCAUUUCGCCGUGACGGCGUAGUGCAGGGAGUAGAGACGGCCGAAGGGGAAUUGGCCGGUGAAGGUGAUGUUGCCGGUCUGGUCUGCUGGGACGAGGGCGUAGUUGGGUGGCGAGCUCACAGUGGCGUUGUAAGGAGCGCAGACAAUCGGCGCGGAAGCACCGUAGCCGCCGCAGACAUCACAUUCCCAUUCUGGGAGGAAGAAAAGACAGGUCUCGUCGGCGGCCGCAACGAACGACGGGAGAGCGGUGGCCGCGAGAGCCAGCACAGACGAGAGUCUUGUCAUUUUGAAAGUGAACUUUCUGGGGUUGGAUUCUCGAUUGUUGUUGUUGCUUGCGGCUUGUUGAAAUGCUUCGUCGAAAUGGGCGCUGGCAUAUAUACCUCCCAGAACCGAGAAAGGUUCCAAAAAAUAGCAACACCGUAUAGAAAAGGCAAACUUGCAGCCUCAUCAAGUAGGGCAGACAAUCCCGCGAGAAAUUACAUCACAGUUGCAGUGAUCCAACUGCGCUACAACUCGCAGUACCUUCACUCACUUGCCUCACUAGGCGAAUGA